AUGGAGGUUUUUGACACUGUAAAAGAGACUCUUCUAGCCAUCAUUUCCGACGGCGGCGACGACGAAAUCCACGUGGAAAAGCUUGUGGCGAUUGGAGGGCUGAUUAGACCGGAUGUGGUGGCGACUGCUUUCCAGCUAAUGGAGCGUCAAAAAGUGCGAGAAUUGAUCGUUCCCGCGUCGGAAAUUCGCCAAAAAGCGCGAAUUUUCGAGGAUUUUCAAGAAAAAUCGAUAUUCGACUGGAAGAGUGAAUGGGAAUUGAGGAGGGGGAAAAGAAAAAGAAGAGGGAUGGAGAAGUAUCGAGAGACGCAGACAAGACGAAGCUUUGUGGAGGUGGCUUUUUUUUGGAAUUUUUGA
Molecule: messenger RNA, 354 nt
Organism: Caenorhabditis briggsae
Lineage: Eukaryota; Metazoa; Nematoda; Chromadorea; Rhabditida; Rhabditidae
Exons: 3
Coding region: 1-354 (117 amino acids)
Source: RefSeq, a predicted model, not a curated record